AUGUUUUGGCGCAAGAAGAACCCAGAGAAACCAACAGUUUUGGUUCCACUUUAUGUGUAUCCUGAACACGGAUCCUGGAAUCUAUUAUACGCAAUUAUCAAGGGAAACCCGCAGAUCGAAUUCCUGAUCAUCAUAAAUCCAAACAGUGGCCCCGGUUCAGAAGAUCUCCCCGAUGAAAACUACACUGAAGGAAUAACUUUACUCAAUGGAUACGCUAAUGUUACUCUUGUUGGAUACAUCUCGACGGACUACUUCAAACGUGAUAUCAACCACGUGCUGAAAGAUGUACGGACGUAUGCGGGAUGGAGCAAGGGUAAAGGAUUUGGUGACCCGAAUAGUAAACAGAAGGAUCUGGGUCUGCGGGGUGUCUUUCUCGAUGAGACGCCGAAUGAAUGGAGUGUAGAUGCAGGGAGGUACUUGGAGAGGUUGACUGGAGUUAUCAAAAGUCACGGAGAUGAGCCAAUAAUAAUCCACAACCCAGGAACCAUCCCCUCGCCCUUAUUCACACCUUAUGCAACUCUCACCGUCAUGUUCGAAGGCUCAUACGACAUUUAUAAAUCAGCAAAUAUGACGACCAAAACUUCAGUGUUCGCGAAGAUGUCAAAGGCAUCUCGAGAAAAAUUAGCUGUCAUCUUACACUCGCUACCUAAGACCAUGGGCGACAAGGAGGAGACUCAGAUGAUGAAGGGGUUGAAUAAGCACUUUGGUGCGGUGUUCGUAACGGCUUUGAAUGUAAAUUAUUAUGAGAGUUUUGGGGAGGAAUUUCAGAGUUGGGUUGGAGGAUUGAGUUCGAAGUAA
Glarea lozoyensis ATCC 20868 is the source of this 798-nucleotide messenger RNA. Its product is annotated as cell surface spherulin 4 family protein. The coding region runs from base 1 to 798 and encodes 265 amino acids. The record is from RefSeq and is a predicted model, not a curated record. The transcript has 4 exons. NCBI's taxonomy places the organism in Eukaryota, Fungi, Ascomycota, Leotiomycetes, Helotiales, Helotiaceae.